Molecule: messenger RNA, 739 nt
Organism: Lucilia cuprina (Australian sheep blowfly)
Lineage: Eukaryota; Metazoa; Arthropoda; Insecta; Diptera; Calliphoridae
Gene: PHDP
Product: homeobox protein ceh-17
Exons: 3
Coding region: 41-577 (178 amino acids)
Biological process (GO): regulation of transcription by RNA polymerase II
Molecular function (GO): DNA-binding transcription factor activity, RNA polymerase II-specific; RNA polymerase II transcription regulatory region sequence-specific DNA binding
Source: RefSeq, a predicted model, not a curated record
AAAAAUAUAAAAAUAAAGAAAAAAAUUAAACAAUCAUAAAAUGGAGUAUUCAUUGAAAAAUUUUGUGAUUUCGGAAAAUCUUAAAGAUUCCGCAAAAACGUUUUAUAGUUCUAAUGUUAUCGGUAGAGACAUAUUGACCAGUUAUGAUUUGGUAAUGGAUCAUUUUAAAAAUUGUCACAGUCAUUCCUCAGCGCAUCAUCAUAGUACAGUAGUUAAUGAUGUCAAUACCCAAGUUCUAUAUGAAAAUCAAGAGGAAUCGGAUAUAUAUUUCAACUUUAACUCACAAACAACUACAAGCAAUCAGUUUUCAGACUUUAAAAAUGAUUCAUCAUCAUAUCAUGCAGAUCGACAAAAGCAACGAAGAAUGCGCACCACCUUUAGUUCGGCCCAAAUAAAGGAACUGGAAAAAAUAUUCCAGGAAACACAUUAUCCCGAUAUAUAUACACGUGAAGAAAUUGCAACAAAAAUUGAUCUAACCGAAGCUCGGGUACAGGUUUGGUUCCAAAAUCGAAGAGCAAAAUUCCGAAAACAGGAAAGACAUUCUAUACAUAUCAGUAGAUCGACGCCUUCAUACUAAAUAUACAACAAUUACUUAUAAUAUUUUAUAUAAAAUAGUUCUACAAAUGCAAAAUGUGAAAGAAUAGAAUAUCGUUAAUUUAAAUAAGAAAGACAAAAUUACUAAUUAGUAUAUCCAAAUAGAUCUUUCUUAAUAAUUUAACGAAUUACUAAUUUAUUUCAU